AGAAUGCCACACCUGUCACCAAUAAAGUCAAUAACGAUGAUCAAAAAAAUAAAACAACAGGCGCUUUGCUUUGGUUUGGCUUAGAUCUAAAAUAAUAAAAUUUUGACAUUCGCUUAUCACUCUUCCCUGUUUCUCACUAUUUUAACGCAACAACAACGUUCAGGACGCCUUCAUCGUUCCACGAUCUCUUUCUCUCUGUUAUGUAGAGUGAAGAUUGAGAUUUUAGAUCGAUAACUCUUAAAUGCAGCUUCGAAUCUGCAGAUUUUGAGUUGCAUUUUAGGUUUAGAAUUGAAGAAUUGAUCCUUGUUGUUGUUGCCUUUGUAAAUUGGAUUAACCAUGGUGUUUUGGGAAGGUUAUGUGAGUGAUGAAGUAAUGGGGAUUUUUGCCCCUAUUGUAAUUUAUUGGUUGUACGCGGGGUUUUACCAGCUAUUGCCACCGUUGGAUGAAUAUAGAUUGCACACUAGAAAAGAGGAGGAAGAGAAGAAUUUGGUUCCGCUGUCGAAGGUGAUUAAGGGUGUGUUGCUUCAACAACUAGUCCAGGCUGUUGUUGCUCAUGCGCUCUUUUUGUUGACUUCAUCAGCUGAUGAAUCUGGAACCACAAUCCAGCCCUCUAUCCCUAUCCAAAUCGUGCAAAUCAUUAUUGGAAUGAUUGUCAUGGACACAUGGCAGUACUUUGCGCACCGUUACAUGCAUCAGAACAAAUUCUUAUACCGCCAUAUCCACUCCCAGCAUCACAGGCUAGUUGUAACUUAUGCAAUUGGGGCCCUUUAUAAUCACCCUCUCGAGGGUCUCUUGCUUGACACAGUGGGUGGUGCCAUUGCAUUCCUCGUCUCAGGAAUGACUGCACGGACAUCAGUCAUUUUCUUCUGCUUUGCUGUAGUUAAAACAGUUGAUGAUCAUUGUGGACUCUGGUUGCCUGGCAAUAUCUUCCAUAUCUUUUUCCAGAACAACACUGCUUAUCAUGACAUCCACCAUCAACUCCCAGGCACAAAGUACAAUUAUUCCCAGCCAUUCUUCUCCAUAUGGGAUAAACUUCUAGGGACUUACAUGCCAUACACUCUUGUAAACCGACCUGAAGGCGGUUUGGAGGCAAGACUGGUUAAGGACUAGUUACAGUUUGACACUUCCCCUGUAUUAUUUCAAGCUUUCACUUAACAAAGGAAUAUUUUUUGGCUGGGUUUUGCCCUUCGAGGAAAACAUGAAUUAGAAUUGUUUGUUUGACCUUGUAAGCUAGAAGCAAGUCCAUUGGGUGUUCCUUCUUUUCCUAGUCCUGCGAUGGUAUAUUUGUAUUUUUGAUAUUCUGGGUUAUCCCUGUAUGUAGCAUAUCUGUCUUUUAUUGUUUUCCA
Molecule: messenger RNA, 1346 nt
Organism: Populus trichocarpa (black cottonwood)
Lineage: Eukaryota; Viridiplantae; Streptophyta; Magnoliopsida; Malpighiales; Salicaceae
Product: very-long-chain aldehyde decarbonylase GL1-9
Exons: 3
Coding region: 337-1110 (257 amino acids)
Biological process (GO): lipid biosynthetic process
Molecular function (GO): oxidoreductase activity; iron ion binding
Source: RefSeq, a predicted model, not a curated record